Messenger RNA from Dreissena polymorpha, 564 nucleotides. RefSeq names its product mucin-1-like. Lineage: Eukaryota; Metazoa; Mollusca; Bivalvia; Myida; Dreissenidae. Bases 1 to 564 code for a protein of 187 amino acids. The transcript has a single exon. The record is from RefSeq and is a predicted model, not a curated record.
AUGUUUGAGCCUCUAUGUCUACCACAACGGCUCCAUAUCUACCACGAUGGCCCAAUGCCUACCACGACGGCUCCGUGUCUACCACGACGGCUCCAUGUCUACCACGACGGUUCCGUGUCUACCACGACGGCUCCGUGUCUACCACAACGGCUCCAUAUCUACCACGAUGGCCCCAUGUCUAUCACGACGGCUCCAUGUCUACGGCGGCUCCAUGUCUACCACGACGGCUCCAUGUCUACCACGACGGCUCCAUAUCUACAACGACGGCUCCAUGUCUACCACGACGGCUUCAUAUCUACCACGAUGGCUCCGUGUCUACCACGACGGCUCCAUGUCUCUCACGACGGCUCCAUGUCUCUCACGACGGCUCCAUGUCUACGGCGGCUCCAAGUCUACCACGACGGCUCCAUGUCUAUCACGACGGCUCCAUGUCUACCACGACGGUUCCAUGUCUAUCAAGACCGCUCCAUGUCUACCACGACGGCUCUCACGUCAUUCACGACGGUUCCAUGUCUAUCACGAUGGCUCUCUACAAGCAAAUUCUGCCAUCACAAGUUUGCAUGA